This is a messenger RNA of Melampsora larici-populina 98AG31, 468 nucleotides long. RefSeq lists its product as uncharacterized. The record is from RefSeq and is a predicted model, not a curated record. The coding region runs from base 1 to 468 and encodes 155 amino acids. Lineage: Eukaryota; Fungi; Basidiomycota; Pucciniomycetes; Pucciniales; Melampsoraceae. The transcript is spliced from 5 exons.
AUGUUAUCAUUGCAAUCUCCUCACAAGCUUGUUAUUAUAUUUAUCGCAAUACUUAUCACACAAUUUUCUGUCACGCAGGCGAGUGAUAGUACAGCGAGGAAUAGUACAGUCUCAGUUCAAUGUAUGGGCGGAUUUUCUUCAAACCCCGUCACACAAAACGCAACUUGCUUGGAUAAGGAUGAUCAGAGAUGGGUUUGCCCAAGGGCCCAGUGCGGCAAAGACGGUCACCUGUAUGUAUCAAUGAAGGGGUGUUUUCACAAUGGUGAUUUGCGCUCUGGGGCAAGUAAUCAACAAUGUGCUCAGUAUAAUAAUCAACCCAAUUCAUUUUACGCAUGUCAGAAUCCGGGGGGUGAAGUUUACCUUUGCCCUUACAACGCGACUGAGGGACAGCCACCUUACAUCACUUGUGCAGAUUGUGUCAAGUCAGAAGACCAAGUGGCGCCUUCGGGAGGUCCAGGGAGAAGAUAG